UCCCGCAGCAGCGUAAUGAGCCAAGGUUCUCCCGCCGCGACGGGGUCCGGUACAGGGACAGCAGAGCCGGCCCAUGGGCAGCACGGGGACUCCUCCUCCGACGCCGCCGCCGCCUCCGCCUACCCGAGCGCCGUGGCGGCCGAUGCCUCCUCCACCUCACCACCACCUCUCCCCCCUGCAGCGCCCCUCGAGCGGCCCCAGGAAGAGCGGGGCCGCGAGCAGGCCGGAGGCUCGUGCUCCGCUGCGGCGGCGGGGGUCGACCGGGAGGGCGAGGGGAUCGACCCCGCAGCUCCUUCUUCGGCGCCUUCUCCUCCGAGCUCCGACAGCAGCAGCCCCGACGGCGCCGACGCCGCGGCCGCCGGAGCCGGGCCGUUCAACUGCAGUGUGGUGUUCCAGCAGAUGCUACAGGAACAGACGGCCAUCAAGGAGGCGGGCGGGCCGUUGGCUGAGGGGGCGGGCAAGAGGAAGAGGCCGGAGAAGGCGCAGGUGAAAUCGUCGCACGCCAUAGGGGAGCUCUGGAACAAUCUUAGAAAGUUUUUUCAUGGAGAAUCACCAGGUUAUGUGCACUAUUCACAACAUGUGAAUCACCAGACACAUCCCAUGACUGAAGUCAGAAAGUAUUAUUUGGUUUCUGAUUUGGCUACGGGACAAGGAGUGGACCAUCUUGAUGCCUAUUCAAAAUUUAGACGGGUGACUGGAGAUGGGGAGUGUUUCUACAGGAGCUUCAUAUUUUCCUACCUGGAGCAAGUUCUUGAUAGGCACGACACACAUGAGGAACACCGUCUCCUUGAUGCUCUUAAAAGAGUGUCUGUGCAACACGCAGAUCUUAGAUGGACCUCUGAAUUUCCCAGGAGCUACAGAGCAUUUAAGAAGCUGAUUAAGAAAGUAAAGAGAUGGAAGAGGCAUGGCAGGUGGAAGUGGAACAGCAUAGCAUCAACUAGCAGCUACCGCAAAGAGAAACUUCUCGAGUUCUUCAGAAGUUAUGAUACGACGGAAGACAUUCUUACUUUCCUCAGAUUAGUAGUAGCUAUCUGGAUAUGCUCGCACGGGAAGCAGUAUGAGCCGCGUAUACCAGGGCUCGAUAGACGUUACAGUCUGAAAGAUUGGUGCUUUCAGCACGUCACUCCAUCUCGUCAGUACGCGGACCAUGUUAUGAUGACGGCCUUGGCCGAAGCGCUUGAGGUACCACUUAGAGUGGAGCAACUCAAUGGAGGACCUGCUCAGGAUAUCUACACCGGUCCUGGACCUGGAGUUCCCCAUGUGAGUGUGACGCUUCUGUACACAGGCAAUCACUACGACGUCCUCUACCCACACGCUCCUCCUACCGAGAGUUCAAGUCAGCAGACCUCCUGAAGAAAUCAUCCUGCUGAUUAGAGUUGGAAGUCAACACAUUCUGCUGGAUGUUGCUGAGUUUAGGUGGUAGAGUUAGACAAACUGGGUACCCAUAUUAUACACUUGUGCAUUCUUCUUCUGUUGGCACAAACUGGCUGCUCCCUUGUCAGAAGAUUGACAAGGAAGAACUCGUGCUGUGCUUUGUCUGAAUUGUUGGCUGGUGUACUGUGAAUCUUCUGUGAUCAGAUGACAUUCCAACUUGUUAA
Molecule: messenger RNA, 1598 nt
Organism: Triticum urartu
Lineage: Eukaryota; Viridiplantae; Streptophyta; Magnoliopsida; Poales; Poaceae
Biological process (GO): protein K48-linked deubiquitination
Cellular component (GO): nucleus
Molecular function (GO): ubiquitin binding; cysteine-type deubiquitinase activity
Source: RefSeq, a predicted model, not a curated record